UCUUGCUGGGAGAAAAAGUUGGUAAAAAGAAGAAGAAGAAGAGUUUUUGGGGAAAAAUGAGAAAAUUGUGGCUUUAAUUUGUGUUUUCGCGUAAUUUAGCUGUAUCGUCGCGUUGCCAAGUGUGUACUGCUGUGAAUGGAAGUGUUUGCUGGUGCGUGCAAUUGUGUUUAGGUGUGAGAAAAUGUUUUGACCAUCUCGCUGGGGGGAUAAGUCGGAUGCCGCCACUGAUUUUGCCUUCGGAAGCAAAGCAGGGCCCCCAAGUCUUGGAGCAUCGCGCACCCAUCACGGUGGCGACGACAAUGGCGGCUGAGCUGGGGCCACCCAGCAAUUCAGUGCUGUGGACCGCAGUCUUUGACUACGAUGCCCAGGGUGAAGAUGAACUGUCACUGCGUCGUGGCCAGAUUGUCUACGUGCUAUCCAAGGACAGCAACAUAUCCGGAGAUGAGGGCUGGUGGACGGGCAAGAUUGGCGGUAAAGUGGGUAUCUUUCCGUCCAAUUUUGUCACGGAUAGCGAUCCCCUCCUGCCCAGUGCCAUGAUUGGCAACAUCCAACCCGAGGAGAUUGGGUACCACGAAUUGGAGCUCAAGGAAGUUAUCGGGGUGGGUGGAUUUGGGAAAGUGCAUCGUGCCUACUGGGGGCAUGAAGAAGUUGCCGUCAAGGCAGCCCGUCGGGGACCCGAUGAGGACAUUGAACUUGCAAGGAAGAAUGUCCUGCAGGAGGCAAAGCUCUUCUGGUCACUUAAGCAUGAGAACAUCGUCUCCCUCAGGGGGGUUUGUCUCAAAGAGCCCAAGCUGUGUCUUGUGAUGGAAUUUGCUCGUGGUGGCUCACUCAAUCGCAUCCUGGCUGGCAGGAAGAUUCCACCGGAUGUCCUCGUUGACUGGGCCAUCCAGAUUGCACGCGGAAUGAACUAUCUCCACAACAUGGCCCCCAUCUCUGUUAUCCACCGUGAUCUCAAGAGCUCAAAUGUGCUCAUUAGCGAGGCAAUCGAAGGCGAUAAUCUCCACAACAAAACACUGAAAAUCACAGACUUUGGGCUUGCCCGUGAAGUUUACAAGACAACAAGAAUGUCUGCAGCUGGAACUUAUGCUUGGAUGCCACCUGAAGUCAUUAAAUGCGGCACGUAUUCAAAGGCGUCAGAUGUUUGGAGCUACGGUGUACUCCUGUGGGAAUUGCUCACUGGGGAGACACCCUAUAAAGGAUUUGAUUCCCUCUCGGUAGCCUAUGGUGUUGCUGUUAACACCCUAGCUCUGCCAAUACCCAAAACAUGCCCAGAAGCUUGGGGGAAACUCAUGAAAAGUUGUUGGGAGUGUGAUCCCCACAAUCGACCGUCUUUCAAGGAGAUUCUGAGAGAAUUGGAUGUAAUUGUGCGUUCGGGUUUCACGCAAACACCUCACGAGUCCUUCCACACGAUGCAAGAUGGAUGGAAGAAGGAAAUUGCUGAAGUUCUCCAGGAAUUGCGCAAAAAAGAAAAGGAAUUGCGGUGCAAAGAGGAGGAAUUAACACGAGUUCAGCUUCAGCAGAGGAUACAGGAGGAGAAUUUGCAGAAACGAGAGCAAGAACUUCAAGCACGUGAAUUGGAGCUGCUCGAGAGAGAGAUUAAUGUCAUGAUUUCCCAAAAUACGCCAACUCCGAAGAAAAGACGAGGAAAAUUCAGUAAAAGUCGCUUAAAGCUUCUGAAACGUGAACCAGGACAAAUAUCUUUCCCUCUGGACUUUCGACAUACGAUCACAGUUCAGCAUACGGCACUCAGGGAGGAGAGCCGUCUGAGAACGGAUACCCCACCUGGGUCACCUUCAAUCUCGAGACUGAGAGCCAUAGCACACCCAUCUGAUGUGAUCAAGGGGAAAACCUGGGGUCCAUCGACCCUACAUCAGCGUGAACGAGGCCAUUUGCCAGCUGUGCGUUCAACGGCAUGGACACCGGCAAAAAUCAGUAAGAGUGCCCCAAAUUUGGAUAAAUCCCGCACGGCAAUGACAUCACUGGCUGUUGCGCAGACCCCAUCGCGGAAUGAUAUCUUAGAUUUCGGCCAGGACGAAUGGGUGGGUAGAUCUGAGAGUCCAAUACACCAUGGACGUCUCGGGAUACCAAUGCCGACGCUCUACAAUACAACAGAGGGCACGAGGAAGCCAAAGUUGAGUAUUGUUGAGAUCAUGAUGUACAAUAUGGCAUCAAUGCUCGCGGGAGUUGCAGCUGGGUACGACGUGAGGAUGUCAAAUGUUUCCCCGCUGCAUCCCAGAUUGCAGCAACAGUUGAUUUCCGGUGAGCAAGAAGAGGAGCAGUGUCCCGUUGAGAGUGAAUUUGUUAGUCCUGAUCGAGGAUAUGCUCACAACACCUACCACGGGCAUACGAGGCAUCUAAGGCCCAACUUGUCGAACCUCGGGAUGCCCGAUGAGAAGCCCAUGCGUUUUACAGACACAUCCCAGCACUACUUGGGCUCAACAAUGUCCACCACAAGUGGUCUGGGUUCGAAUUACACGACAAACACGUCGGGAUUGAGUUCAUCAAUAAGUGGUAGUACCCAACCACCAACCCCAUCGCCCAGGAGAAAGUGUAGCACAUCAUCAUUCACGGAAUGUACGGAAUUGCAGGAGGAGCGUGACAACAGAGCACCAAUUUACGUUCCAGGAGACUACUAUGCAGCAGCUCAGCAGGUAAAUCUUCACGGGGAGGGGAGUGCCUACUUCGGGUCCACCUACACACCAUAUCGUCCUGAAGUUAAUUUAGGCUACGAAAGAGAUUACAAAGGGGCAACGUAUGGUUACCCUGAAAUCCCCAUAUACGAUUCGGCGUACCAUGAAUUUGCCUACGAGGCAGCCCGAGCACCAAGAGUCCCACAAAUGGGGAUCAGUGCUGCGGGACACCGGAGAACACCCUCCAAUAUCUCUUCCACAUCGUCAAGUAAUGUAAAUCCCGGGUUUCGCCUUGAAAACGAUGAGAUUGCAUCGUUGUACAAUUUGGGCAGUUUAUCUGUGUCCACAACGCCAAAUCACUCACGCAGUCGAGAGUAUGAAAAUGUGCCAUUGUAUGCCAUGCGGCAUCCCCCCGUUGUCCCAAUGCCAUCCCCAGAAAUUUCAGUUACACGCCCCAAUAGUUUGGGCUUCGAACACGGCAGCCAGGCAAAGUUGCGAUCGAGUCUAAAGAAGUACGGGGCUGCGGGACAGAAGGCAGGUGGAUCAGGUGGGGGUACACCGACAAAUCCAACCCCGCCAGAUAGUUUAACGAGUGACGAUAGCUCGUAUUUGAGUGCCAAGGACGGUGGAUCCUCGUCGAUUUCUUCACAGAGUCGUGUGCGGUUUAGUCCGGAAAUUUCUCUCGAUAUGCCCUCGCAGGGCCAAACCAUGGAUGGCACAGUGCCCCUCCAGGCAUCGCGACGUCUCCAGAGGCGCUACAACACGAGUGAUUCGGCAUCCUAGCGACAGACAUUUACGUGGACACCACGAAGAAGGGCCAAAUCGGCUCAGUUGAAUUGAAAAUUCUCCCUUUGAUCCAUUCUCAAAGUUCUCAAAUCAUUCCUAACUAAUUCCUUCACCUAAAACCCCUAAAACCGAUCGAAUUUUAUUAAGUUUUAUUUUUUUUUCUACACCAAUAAGCUGCGUGUAGGAGGAUCUUUUAUUUUUCCCUGAGUUGAGGCUCCUUUGCAUUUGAAUGACAAUAGAAGGAACAGAAAAAAUUUGCAUCCUGAAAAGCCAAUAAAUUGGUCAAUAAAUUCAAUUCGUUAAUUUCAAUUUGUAUGAAUUGAAAUUGAAUUUUUAUAGAUUUUAAUAUUUUCCUGACUUCAAAAAUUAUCUUAAGAACGAAAAGGAUUUGAUUUAAUAACGUAUAUAACGUUCAUCAUGGAAUAAUUCAUAACUUUCGUAAUUUUUUUAGAGCAUAAAAAAUAAUUCAGAACUUGCCAAGAAGACUUUCCAUUUUCAGCCGUCUUCAAAACAGGAACAAUCUUCAGAGUUUUGCCCACGAAUUCUAUUAAUUAUUGCAUUUUUGUCGCUUUUAAUGCAUUUAUUGCAUCACGCAAUAAUCAUUGCAAUAAUCACGCUAGUGUUUCAUCUAUGUAUCUUCCCAAGAUGUAAUGAUGAAACAUCUUUGAGCAUAUUUCUCAAAUUUUAACAUUUUUUAAGAGCUUUAAGAGUCAUAAGUAAGUUCCAAAAAUUAUUUUCCAGCGGAUUCUCUAGAUUCCAAUCGUGGUUUAACCCUUUAACGUUUUUUGGGUCAUACGCUGACCCAAACGUGAAACAUUUUAUUUUAUCAAUUAUUUAUUAAUGUAAUUGUUUUUCCAUGUUACAAAUGCAUCAAAUUCACGCAUAAGGGGUCAAAGAAGACGUUCUGACUGAGAAAAGUCCUCUAAAAAAAUUCAUAGAAUAAAAAUCGCGAUAAAAGAGCGCAUAUUUCAAUGUUUUUAUGUUUCACGUUGGACGCUAAAGGGUUAAAUUGAAAUGUAAAAAAGAACUUUUCAAAGUUCGUUAACGAAACAUCAGCGCAAAUGUUUCUCACUUCAAACUGAAAUCUUGAUGAAGAAAAAAGGAAAACCUGAGAAAAAAAAAGAAUCAGAAUAAUCUCAUUCCUGUUUCGUUUAAAAUUAAAAGGAAAAUAAUCCAUAAUCCAUUCUAUGUAUUCUAUACAGACGUAAAAAUACAUACGACAGUUAUUUUUACUCACUAUGUAUGCUAUAUAGGUGUACUAAUUGUUACACAUCAUCACAUUUCAAUGAAUUCAGAAAAUGUGAUUUCUUCCGGUGUGUAAGAAAUUCUCAAGGAACAUGUGCUUUGUCUCGAAUAGGUACAAAAUAAAUUGCCAUGAGAGCUGCACAAUCAAUUAAUUUAUUUGUUCAUUUUCAUUAGUAUUUGCAUAUUAGUCGCAUUGCGACACGUAGCAUUGCGAUGGAUUUCGAAAUGAGAUGUUACACUUAACCAUAUGUGGGUAGGUUUACUUUUUUUUUAAUGGAAAUUUUCCAUUUUGUUGUCAUUCAAUGUAAAGGAAAACCUCGUUUUUAAUUAAUGAACAUCCCCUUUAUGCUUUAGUCCCUGUUCACAGGAUUCUAUGCCACAUAAAACAUUCCUCUUUUGCUGUGCAAUUUUUAUUUUUUUUCUAUUUUUUAUUAAUAUAAUUUAUUUAUACUCUCAUGACCCACUUUUUAGGUGCUAUAAAAUAAAAAGAAAAGAAAAUACAAACGCAAAUACACACAACUAUAUAACACGAUUGCAAUUAAUCAAAUCAAAAAUAAUAAGAAAAAGAAAAGAAGAAAAGAGUUGAAUUGCAUUAUCACCAACCAAAUACAUCGCGUAAAAGAAAAAAAAGGCAGAUAGUGUACAGAAAGCAUGUUGUAAAUAUUUUUCAUUCAUUUCUCUUUCGCUUUUUUUUUCUCCCAAAAGAAAAUCAAGUGAAAAACAUUCCACCAGCAAGUGUGGUGAUUGCGUGAUUGCUUAAGUAUUCUUCAACUCAAAAUAAUUCCAUUUGAAUUAAAUUUAAAUGUAGGACAGAAUAAAACAUGAAAAGUAUUGAGAUGACCAACAUGUAGAAUUAAUUAUUGUAAUGUUUUUUUGUUUGUUUAUUAAAAGAAAAUUACAUUUAUGCUUUAUUCAAAGCAACGUUGCACUGAUUCUCAUUUUUUUUUAAAUUAAAAAUUGAAAGCCUUAGUGCAAAGUUAAUUUGAACAGAGUAUACCCUGCAAAAAGAAACGCUAAUAUAUACCAUGAAGUAUAACCUGCAGCAUUAACAACUUAUAGAAGAAUGAAAAAAAGUAGUAAAGAAAAUUAACUCACUCUAGUCGAUAAGAAAGUAAAUAUAAAAAGAAAAGAAAAAAAAAAGAACAUACAAACAAUUUUUAGAUCCUAUUCAUAAUUUGGUAAAUUAUGAGAAAAUUAUAUAAAAAAAAAUAAGAUAUUAUUUAUAAUUUAAACGCGUGUCUUGUAAAAUGCCGAAUGUAGAAAUUUUAGAUUUUUAUAUACCUUUAGGAAGUGAGAAAAAAUAUAAAUAUUGCGCUAAGUCAUUUUGACUAAAAGUAUUUGGAUGAAGCUUUUACUAAAUUAUUCUCUGUGUAUUUAUAAUUAUGUAAUUAAUACCUUCUGCAUUCCUGAUUUCUUUUUCUUCUAAAGAUGUGAGAGUAAAAAAUAAAAGGUUAACAAUUAAUAUAUUGAGAAAGAAAAUUCCAAUUUUAGGUUUUAUCGAGCAGACUUACUUUUGUGGCCAUAUUAUAAUAUUUCAGAAGAAAUUAAAAAAAAAUGAGGAAAAAAAUAA
Molecule: messenger RNA, 6231 nt
Organism: Lutzomyia longipalpis
Lineage: Eukaryota; Metazoa; Arthropoda; Insecta; Diptera; Psychodidae
Product: mitogen-activated protein kinase kinase kinase 11-like
Exons: 9
Coding region: 216-3413 (1065 amino acids)
Biological process (GO): protein phosphorylation
Molecular function (GO): JUN kinase kinase kinase activity; protein binding; ATP binding
Source: RefSeq, a predicted model, not a curated record